CAGGUCACAUGGCACUCAAAAUAACAACAACACGUGCUGGGGGCCCAACAGACGCCAUGCCGGACAAAUUACCCAUAUAACAUUGAAUUUGUUAUAAUUCACAGGUCAACAACUACUCACGUGCCCGGACAGACAAAUUAGAUAGAAAUUCUCUCAACAUGGACAAAAGAUACAUCGAUUUGUUCAGUACAUGGGUACAAGAAAAGCGAAACACAAGCUGGGCUCUGUCUCUUCAUAUCACAUAACUUGCGCAAACUGCAGGGAUAACCAUGAACUUGUUAACGCGUUGUCUUCUCUUACGUCCGCGCGUUUGUGAGGCGUGACGUCACAACGCAUCAGCUUCAAGACAUGGGUUAUUACGUCACAAUAUUGUGACGUCACAGAACGAAUCCAAGCUGUCUUUAGCCAUGCUAGAAAAUCCCUCAGCAGAUGAUCGGCAAGAAAUUGUUGAUUUAUGGGACCGUCUUCUGCAUACAGAUAUGGACUCUGGCAUAGCCAUCCAAACAGGCAUAGCCAUCCAAACAGGCAAGGGCUACAAGUCGCUCUCGCAGUCACUGCACACGGCUCCUGUCACUAUUGGUCAGACAGUGGCCAGAUCCACUGACCACAAGCGAAAUGCAAGGGGAGGCUUCCAUCAAGACACUCGGAGACCAGGUAACGUUCCCCAUCAAUCACAAAGCAACGAAACGUUUACUGCUGCGUCUUCGACUCGCCUACGACCACCUACCCCGAUCUGGGUCGAGGGUAGAUACACCCCAGUAUUCAACACCUCCCCCAAAGAGGUCAAGCUGGAGACCCCAACACGGGUGGUAGUCUCGAAACCAAAGCCAAAGAAGGCAUCGAAAAUGAUCAGAUUUUUCAACUGCGUUAGCCGCCUUUUUCAUGUGAGCCGCCAGGAGAGGAAGGGAUGGACCCAGCUGUAGCCACCCUGGAACUUUAUACUUAUGCGCCAAACUGAUAUGAAGUAUAUUUUCUAUUAUUGUCUCAAAAGACAAAUGAUACAAAUUGUUAUCGAGUUUUUAGAUCAUUAAACUUUGUAUGAA
Molecule: messenger RNA, 1043 nt
Organism: Haliotis rufescens (red abalone)
Lineage: Eukaryota; Metazoa; Mollusca; Gastropoda; Lepetellida; Haliotidae
Exons: 5
Coding region: 408-923 (171 amino acids)
Source: RefSeq, a predicted model, not a curated record